CUUCUUCAGAGUUCAGGGGGCGUUAGUGCAUGAGAGAGACUAGUUUUCAUUGGAUUAUCUCCAUUACAUUUACACACACAGUACCACACAGUACUCGCUUUGUUCCCGCUGGUAUCUAUAUGUUGGGUUUUAUAGGGUUUGAGGUUAGGAGAGACAGUUUCGAACAUUUUAAUGUACGAUUUUCUCGUUAGAUAAACAACAGAUAACAAAUAUCUAUGAUUGGUGUAUACUUCAAAAUCUACUAAUUACAUCUAUUUUUUAAAGUUUGAUUCAAUUGUUAGUAUUUAUUGAAUACAACAGCCACUAUUCUGUUGAUAAUUUUCAAGAAUUAUGGCAGCCGGUCCAAUUGCGGAGCGUAACCAAGAUGCAACAAUAUACGUUGGAGGUUUGGAUGAUAAAGUCACGGAAUCCCUUAUGUGGGAAUUAUUUGUUCAAUCAGGACCUGUUGUUAAUGUGCACAUGCCAAAAGAUAGAGUAACCCAAAUGCACCAAGGAUACGGUUUUGUUGAAUUUAUGGGAGAAGAGGAUGCAGAUUAUGCUAUUAAAAUCAUGAAUAUGAUCAAACUUUAUGGCAAACCUAUUCGCGUAAACAAGGCUAGUGCACAUCAAAAGAACUUGGACGUUGGAGCAAAUAUAUUUAUAGGAAAUCUUGAUCCAGAAGUAGAUGAAAAAUUGUUGUACGAUACGUUCAGUGCAUUUGGCGUGAUUUUGCAAACACCAAAAAUAAUGAGGGAUCCCGAGACAGGUAACUCGAAAGGCUUCGCUUUCAUUAAUUUUGCUUCUUUCGAUGCCUCGGAUGCCAGCAUCGAGGCGAUGAACGGUCAAUAUCUAUGCAAUCGGCCGAUCUCUGUGUCUUAUGCUUUCAAACGCGACGCUAAGGGCGAGAGACACGGCAGUGCCGCCGAAAGACUUUUGGCCGCGCAAAAUCCUCUGAGUCAAGCGGACAGACCGCAUCAGUUAUUCGCGGACGCGCCACCUCUGGCGCCGCCACCGAUGCCAAAUUCAAACGCGAAUGCCCAUCAACCCGCCCAUCAUCCUCAGCAUCAUGUGAUGCAUCACGGAAUGGUCGUGCCACCGCCGCCGCCGCCGUCAACUCCUGGACCGCCGAUGGGUCAUCCGCCUCCACCGCCCGUUCCACCACCACCGUCCGGUGGAUUCCCACCGGCGAACAUCCCUCCGCCUCCUCUUCCCCCGAUGUCUAUGGCGGCGCAUCCUCCUCUACCACCAGGUAUGCCACCGCCGUUACCGCCUAUGCCCGUGCCGACUUCUCAGGCGCAGUCAGCUGCCUCCAGGAUGAUGGCACCACCACCGCCACAUUGGGCCGUAGGAGCACCGCCGCAGGGACAAUUUCCACCGCCUCCGCCGCCAUCUGCUGGCGGUGGUCCCCCACAAUUCGGGCAGUAUCAGCCCGCGCCGCCGAGACCACCUCCAGCUUGGCGACAUCCGCCACCGCCACCCGUUUCGCAAGGUGGCCCACCGCCACCACCGCCACCUCAAUUCCGACCACCUUUCCCACCAAGAGGACCGCCACCGCCGCCGCCGCCCCACGAUGGCAAUCAAUAUUAAUAUUAAUAUUUGUCACUUAUAUUUAUGUGUUGUGGACAAUGAGAAACAGAUACAAUUUUAUUUUACAAUUAUCAACAAAUAUAUUAUUAUCAAUCAAGAGAUAUACGGAGAGAUAUUCGUAGAAAAAUCAUCUUUUUCAGUAAAAAAACUGAUUUCUUCAUUGUUCCUGAAUAAACUUGUUCAUAUUGUA
Wasmannia auropunctata (little fire ant) is the source of this 1756-nucleotide messenger RNA. It is a transcript of the gene Spx, whose product is annotated as splicing factor 3B subunit 4. Gene Ontology annotation, cellular component: nucleolus; U12-type spliceosomal complex. Gene Ontology annotation, biological process: positive regulation of mRNA splicing, via spliceosome. The coding region runs from base 331 to 1566 and encodes 411 amino acids. The transcript is spliced from 4 exons. Lineage: Eukaryota; Metazoa; Arthropoda; Insecta; Hymenoptera; Formicidae. The record is from RefSeq and is a predicted model, not a curated record. Gene Ontology annotation, molecular function: RNA binding.